AUGUAUACAGUGACAAUUGUGAUCGCUUAUACUAAAAAAUAUUCAUUACUCUUAGUGGUCACAUGGAAAGUAGCAGUUAUUUUACUUUACUUUAACUCGACGUUAAAAAAAAAAAAGAAAAAAAGAAAAAAAAAGACUCCUAAAAAAGAGUAAUAAUCGCAUUUUUCAGUGUUUAAAUCACUUCUUAAAAAUGUCUAGUAACCAUAUCUGUAUUUGGAAGAAACAUUUUAAAUCGAAAAUGAAAAAAUAUAAAGUUUGAAUAAAAAUUGGCAUCAAAGAAGUGAAUAUUUUGGUACCGAUAGAACUCUAGGAUUAAAACGAUAUAGAACGCGUAGAGCCAUUAUGGCUCUUGCAAAACAAUGGUUUCUCCGCCUCGUCUAUUUUCCACUUAGCGCCCAAAAAUCCGCCAUUUACGCAUUUGUAGUUCAUAUUAUCUUGCUCUCGCGCGUUUCCCGCGGUUGAUGAAGUUUGUUUGUUUCUAUUGUGAGUCCCUAUUACCACUUUGUGAUAUUCCCUUUUCGUAAUUAGCCUUUGAGUUCUUAAUCCGGCUUCUAGAUUUAAGCACUUGAAAUAUGUUGCGAUACGAGCCAGUCACAGGGCCAGUUAUAAACUUGAAUUUGUUUUUUAGCUGAAAAUGCUCAUAAUUAUGAAUUUUGGAGAUGUUGUCACUUAAAAACAGUGUGUUAUCGUUUUUACGAAAUUCAAAAUAACAGUUUAACAUCUUCACUCAGCUGUAAAUUUAUUUCUUCCUGAGAAGAUGGAUUUUCAAAUAAAAUAAUAAUAUUAUCACAGAUGUCUACACGUUUGACUCUAGAUGCUAAUUCAAGCUUAAAUUAAACUCUGUCGAUUAGACAAGCAUGCAGAUAUGGCGCACUAAAGACUCCCGCAUUUAAACUAAGGCUUUUAAGGAGAUAAAUCUAGAACAAAAUGUCACAUUAUGAAUUUCCUGGUGAAAGUGAAAAAGCUGGUAAAAAAUGAAUUUGAAAAAAUGGUCUGGCAGCGUAACAUGUUGUUACGGUUUUGUUUUUGACAUUAGCCAAAACGGGGAUGCAAAACGGAAGGAAAAAAACCCGAAAAAUGUCAUCACAAAUUAAUUCCAACAUUUAAAAAUACAUUUGCAUCUGUGACCAAAGUGUUUGAUGUAUCACGAUUAUCUCAAAUCCAACUUUUCCAAGACCAAGUAAAAUCGCCAGCUUGAAAUUGUUAUUUCUAAUUUUUCACGGCUAAUAAUGAUGUAAGUCUGAACUACAUACAAAUCAGACAUGGUUUGAUGCUUCUUUGGUUUAAAAAUUUAAUGAAUGCAACCGAGAAGUUACAAUUCAUAGACCCAACGUUUCGACACUCCUGUCUAGUGCCUUCAUCAUACAAAUCAUUAUGGGCACCUAGUUAGCACUCUAUCAGUGAAAGUUGAUUCAGGUCAAAAGAGAUUUUUCGUCAUUCUUUCAAAAGAACGAUACCACAGAUGACUCUCCAUUUUCUACUUAUUUCCAUUUCAUACCUGAGGUACUUCGAAGAUUUCUGACGUAUUUUAAAUAAGUUAACGCUGGUGAGGAAGUCUUUACGUGAAUGUCAUCAAAGAAGUAUAAGUUGUUAUUGAUCGUGGCUGGUUGUGGGCUGUUUAGACGAAAUACUGAUUACUCGUUGCAAUCUUAGAUAACCCACAAGAAAAAAGGAACGAAUAAAGAAUAAUAUCUACAACAAAUUUCAUAAGAGGUGGAGCACAGACGACAACAAUUGAAGAACUGCUAUACUCUCUCUCUUAAGAGGGUGGGCAUCAAUCAGCAUCAGUUUCAAACCUGAGGCAUCCCACGCUUCAAAUUUCGGACGCAUUUUAAAUAAUUAAACGCUGGUAAGGAAGUCUUAAUGUGUUUAUUAAAGGAAGAUUUUAGUUAUCAUCGUUCGGCGUGUCCUGUUUAGACGAAAUAUUUCUCAUUACAAGAAAAAGGAAACGAAUAUCGAAUUAUGUCGAUAACAAAUUUAAGUAGGAGUGGAACACAGACGAAAACAUUUAGAGAACUGCUAUGUUCCCCCUCUUUGGUGGGUGGGCUUCAACAAGAAUCAGUUGCUUUCGCAGCAGUCAACAUUCUCCUCUCCAUCACAACAUUUCUUGGGAAUUCUCUUAUCCUUGUUGCCCUUCAUAAAGAAUCUUCCCUUCAUCCGCCGUCCAAACUCUUGUAUCGUUGUCUGGCAACAACUGACCUGUUGGUUGGUCUUGUUGUUCAGCCUCUCCAUUUUACUUGUUGGAUGUCUGUCGUUCACGAACACUGGAGCCUUUGUUAUUACGCAGGUGAAGCAGCCUACAUCACAAGUGUAGUAUUAUGUGGAGUUUCUUUGCUGACGAUGACGGCAAUAAGCGUGGACAGACUUAUCGCCCUGUUGUCGGGGCUGAGAUACAAAGAGAUUGUAACUUUGAAGCGCAUUUAUAUCAUUAUAGCUAGCUUUUGGGUUUUAUGUCUUGUCGCCUCUUUAUGCACCAUUUUCGAUCAGCGAAUAACCGCUCUAUAUGGCUUGAUAUUGGUACCACUUUCGCUGCUUAUUUCACUCGCCUCGUGCACAAAGAUUUUACGCACUCUCAGACAUCAUCAAGCACAAGAACAAAAUCAUAUUCAACAACAGCCGAGCCAACCAAAUGCACUGAACCUGGCGCGAUACAGAAAGGCAGUGCACAGUGUACUUUGGGUAGAGUUAGCAUUAGUUGUUUGCUACACACCAUUCUAUAUAGUGAGAAUUGUUGUCACUUAUAGCACAACAUACUCAUCACACUUUGUCGUCACAAUGAAAAUGGCAGCUAUCCUUGUUUACUUUAACUCGACGUUAAACCCGUUUCUUUACUGCUGGAAGAUAAGUGAAGUGAGACAAACAAUGAAGCUGAUAAUCAGACAAAUACUUUGCUGUCCAUGGAGUUAAACCAUCCUCGAGUUAUACAUGAUCGUAUAAGUACUUUUAGUGCAAAGCUGACCGAUAGAGAACGCUUAAAUUUUUGCUCGAGGUCUGUCGAUAGUAUUUUUUGUUAGUCACGUAAAACAAAUAUGCUACCGAACUUUAUUUUAAAUGCAUCAAUUAUUAAUUGAAGGAAAGAUGAACGUGCACAAGAGGAUAUAUAAUGUCUUAUAAUCUCUUGACGUAAAUUAUACUCUCAUGAAUGUUAUUGUAAGAGAGUGAAAGAUAUAACUGAUACAUACAGAUGUGUCUGUAUUUGCCUUUAAUUGCUUUUUCAGACGAACUCAAAGGUUCCUGGGAAAAAAUAUUUUUUUGACCUAGCAGAGAAUUUCCUGAUGUGUUUUAAAUAAGUGAGUCUUUCUGGAUUGUUGUUUGGGAACUUAGGCUUUAGAAAUCCUUGCUGCCAUAUUUCGUUGCAAGAACAGAAGCCUACAAGAAAUUUGUUGACAACAAAUUUCAGUAGCGGUAGAAGUCACACGAAAUCAUAUGAAGAACUGCUAUGUUCUCCCUCUUUCGUGGGUGGGCUUCAACAACAACUAUCAAUUUGUUUCUUAGCGGUUAACAUUAUCCUCUCCAUCACAGCGUUUGCCGGAAAUUCUCUUAUCCUUUUUGCCCUUCACAAGGAAUCUUGCCUGCAUCUGCCGUCCAAACUCUUGUAUCGUUGUCUGGCAACCACUUAUCUGUUGGUUGGUCUUGUUGCUCAGCCUCUCCAUGGUCUGUGUUGGAGGUCCGUGGUUCAAGAGCAGUGGAGCCUUUGUCGAUACGCAAGGAACGCAGGCUACAUCACAAGCAAUCUAUUGACUUUAGUAUCUUUGAUGACGAUGACGGCCAGAAGCGUGGACAGACUUCUCGCCCUGUUGUUGGGGCUGAGAUAUAAACAAAUUGUAACUUUGAAGCGCACUUAUAUUAUUGUAACUACCUUUUGGGUUUUUAUUCUUGUCGCCUCUUUAAGUGCAAUUUUUUAUCUCCUUAUAAUCUUUUUGUACAGCUGACUAGUUAUAUCAUCUUGCCAGGUAAUAUCACUCGCAUCGUACACAAAGAUUUUUUGCACACUUUAAGAUAUCACCAAGCGCAAGUACGAGAUCAACAACAGCCGAGUCAAACAAAUGCACUGAACAUGGCGCGAUUAAGAAAGGCAGUGUACAGCGCACUGUGGGUGCAGUUGGCAUUAGUUGUUUGUUAUGCAGAAGAGUAGUUUAAGAUAUGUGUUUAAGGCCGGUGUAGAGUGUUACGAGAAAACUUCUUCAACUAGUUUUCCUAUAAUUUAAAGAAAGCGCCCGACUUUGAUGUUGACGCCAUAUUGCCAAAAGAGACGGACCAGUUUUAGUCUUGAAUUUGUUUUGACAUCAGAAAAAUAUUCGUAAAGCUCAUGUGAAGAAGUUUUCGGUACUGGUAUAUUUAACUGAAGGUUACGAAAGUAUACGAAAUAAAAUUGACCAUCUCUGUUUCUUACAGAAUUUUAUUACAGAUCGAUCAAUGUUCUUAAAUUAUAUUGGCAGCGGCGAAAAACAAGUUUCGCAUCAUUUGUAUAGAGGUCACCAUAUCUCCAGUUUGUCGCUGGUGUGUCUUUAGGUUGUCUCUGAGUUUUAAGGAUUUUAUUUCCUCCAUUUCUGGGUGAUUAAUUGCCGUCCCUAAGUUCCACAAUUUUUUUUUUUAUUGACUCGUUUUCAAAGCUUUUGUAUAAGCUCAGAAUUUGCUUCAAUAUUAUACCAUCUAAUUAUUGCCCUAAAAACGAUACGGUUAUUUCACCCAUUAAAGAAGUGAUUAAAUAGAUCUUUUAAGACUUAGGAGUCCUAUCUCGUAUUGUAAAACAAAAAAUAUGGCAGAUGUCUUUGUGUUUGUCAAGGGAAUUCCCUUUCAGUGCUAAUUUGAAAUUAAACUCAAACGUUGUUUACUGAAAUCAACAGCUGGUUGCGACGAAUAUGUUCUUGUUUAAAUAUCAAGGUAUUGAAUUACCAUAGAGGAUCAGAAGGAAAAUUCCCCAUGAAAGAACUGUGGUUGAAGGAGGGAUUGACUCAUCUUUUAGUGAUUAAUUCGAAGCCGGAAUAAAAUGUCGAAUCUAUAGAGAGUAAUUAUUUUGCAAAAACGAAAUUUCUUCCAACCUAAAACGAGGCGGCGUGUCUGUGGUGGUUAAGUAAUUUUUCCUAAUCUUUGACAGGGUAUUUUUAACAAUUGUUUCGUGCGUCGGUGAGCGGUCAUUAAUAUACGAUGCACACAGGAAGUUUGUAGAGCUUGAAUGAUACGCGGGAGUUACUUAACAAGCAACUAAGAAUGAUCGUAGGUUCAUAAAUAAUAAAUGUUGUUUAUGUAGGUUUAACAAGGUGUAGUUUUAAACUCGACUUCGUCUCGGGAAUUAUUCAACAAUAUUCACUUCAUCUUCGGCAAAUGAUUGCUAAAUAUUUCAUCGAGUGUUGAUAGUUUUUAGGUAUCCAUUCCUUCAUUUUCCUUCUCGGUCAAUAGAUUAUCAUGUUCAAUUUAGCAUAGUCAUAUAACUCUGGUUAUCGGAGGAGAAUGGCAAAUCGCUUAGGGGAAUUACGACAUGAAGAAUUCCGUCACUGCUGUAUACAUGAAAGCGUUGGCAGAGAAAAAUUUAGGCGAACUUUGUUAUAUAAUUUUUCCAGGACAAUCAUUGUAAAAUUUUUCGAGAAAGGAGGAGAACAAAUAGAGAAUGUAAAAGAAACAGCGAAAAAUUGUUCAAAAAAGUAAUUUCCUGCUUUCCUUCUGUUUUGUUUCUCGUUUUGUCGGAGACGAAACGGAGGUAAAAGAGCCACAAAAUGUUACUAAUGACACAUUUUAAGUCAAAUAUUUUGAAAUAAGUUUGCAUCUGUGGCCAUGGCUCAACCUUAUUCACGCAAAUGAUAUGGACAUUUGAUUGACACCCAACUCGAUUAAACUAGGUUGUAUAAACAUCGUUCCCAUUAUUAGCACUGCGGCACGGCGUUCCCUCGCCCCCGGGUCGUGUUGUUCAAAGUCUCAAACUUAUUCAUGGGCGAAGUAACUCGUACUGAAGCCCUAAUAGUGAGUGCCUUCUCGCAGGCUAAAUAAAGCGGAGUGUCGGAGACGAAACGGAGGUAAAAGAGCCACAAAAAGUUACUAAUUACACAGUUUAAGUCAAAUAUUUUGAAAUAAGUUUGCAUCUGUGGCCAUGGCUCAACCUUAUUCACGCAAAUGAUAUAGACAUUUGAUUGACACCCAACUCGAUUAAAUUAGGUUGUAUAAACAUCCGUCUUCGAUGGUUCCAUGUUUCCAUUAUAAGCACUGCGGCACGGCGUUCCCUCGCCCGCGGGUCGAGUUGUUCAAACUUAUUCAUGGGAGAAGUAACUCGUACUGAAGCCCUAAUAGUGAGUGCCUUCUCGCAGGCUAAAUAAAGCGGAAUUGUUUGUUGCAACAUGAAAAACAUAAUCUUAAAAAUGUCUUUAAAUAUUUGCCUCUUAUUCUUAUUUCAUACUUAAUGUUCAUCAGUGACAAGUUAGACACAAAACAAAGUCUUUUUUGACACAGCAAACAAUUUUCAGACGUAUCUCAAACGUGUAAACAAUAGUCAGGAAGUUUUUAUUUGAGAUGUAACGUAGGAAAAGGGGUUCUAGAAACCGUCGUUGUGCAAUUGGCGUGUAAACGAAAUAUUUGUCUCGUUGCUAUCACUGAAUUUUGGAGAUGUUGUCACUUAAAAACAAUUUGUUAUCGUUUUUACGAAAUUGAAAAUAACAGUUUAACCUCUUCACUCAGCUGUAAAUUUAUUUCUUCCUGAGAAGAUGGAUUUUCAAACAAAAUGAUAAUAUUAUCACAGACGUCUAGACGUUUGACUCUAGAUGCUAAUUCAAGCUUAAAUUAAACUCUGUCGAUUAGACAAACAUGCAGAUGUGGCGCACUAAAGACUCCCGCAUUUAAACUAAGGCUUUUAAGGAGAUAAAUCCAGAACAAAAUGUCACAUUAUGAAUUUCCUGGUGAAAGUGAAAAAGCUGGUAAAAAAUGAAUUUGAAAAAAUGGUCUGGCAGCGUAGCAGGUUGUUACGGUUUUGUUUUUGACAUUAGUCAAAACGGGGAUGCAGAACGGAAGGGAAAAAAAACGCAAAACUGUCAUCACAAAUUAAUUCCAAUAUUUAAAAAUACAGUUGCAUCUGUGACCAAAUUGUUUGAUGUAUUCACGAUUGCCUCAAAUCCAACUUUUCUAAGACCAAGUAAAAUCGCCAGCUUGAAAUUUUUAUUUCCAAUUUUUCAUGGCUAAUAAUGAUAUAAGUCUGAACUACAUACAUAUCAGUGAAAGUUGAUUCAGGUUAAAGGAUAUUUUUCGUCAUUCUUUUGAAAGAACGAUACCACAGAUGUCUCUCCAUUUUCUACUUAUUUCCAUUUCAUACCUGAGACACUUCGAAGGUUUCUGACGUAUUUUGAAUUAGUAAACGCUGGUGAGGAAGUCUCUACGUGAAUAUCAUUAAAGAAGUACAAGGUGAUAUUGAUCUUGGAUGAAUGUGGGCUGUUUAGGCGAAAUACUGAUCACUCGUUGCAAUCUUAAGAGCUAAUGUCAGCGUGCAUCAAACAAACAGCGGCAAGUCACCCAAAUUCUUUUUCUCUCCUACUUUCAUAUUUUGUAGCCCAAUAUGUUCUAAUAAUUGUGGUGUAGUUUUUUUGUGAAAAUAUAUUUUAGUUUUCGAGAAAUGACUUUUUCGUUCGACCGCUCACAUAUGCAAAUUUUCACCGUGGAUAUUACCCAAGUUGUGUGACCUCGUGUAACGAAUGUACUAGACCUACGGUAUUUCUGUGAACAUAAUCCUUUGUUCUAUCAUCUAAACUUACUCCCCUGUCGUUAUUGAAGCUGGCAAAGAAAUAUCUAUUUUUUGGUGAAUAUUUUCGUCCGACAUACUCUUCCUAUGUCGAAAAGUAGCAUCAAAACAAAGACAGUUUUAACAAUGACCGAUAUGACAAAAUCUACUGAGCGUCAAGCCUUUUAAAGAGAAAAGGAUGGUUAUGAAGUUACUGUAAAAAUUUCCUUAUGUAUUUGUGUUGUUCCAUCUUGAGACGAACUCAAAGUCCGGCAAAAUUUAUUUGAUAGCGACUAUGAAAUAUACAUGGUGCGCCUACUUGUCGCACCGUUAACUGGCAUAAAUCACUACAAUUUGCAAAAAAAGCUAACACAACACUCUUACCUUGUUUAUUUAUGAUUUUAUUAGCUGUUUCGAUGAUCACGUUAAUUAUGCUCUACCACAUUCUAGCCAGAUUUGAGUUGCAGUUUAUAUAUCUUCUCUAUCUUAUUAUAUCAGUUGCAUGACAAGCGUGACACAGAAAUUCAUAGAUGAAUCAACCUACGAAAUACCAAGAGAUGGGUUUUUUUUCCACUUUGCAUGACAUCUAGAAAAACCUUUGUUUUAUAAGCGUCUUAUCUUACAUGCUAACAUGGAGAUUUGCUGUUUAGUUAAAUUGUUUGCUGGUGGGACUUGUGGGUUUAGUUAUCGAGAAGACCAAGUCGUUCCCUUGCUUCAUUGUUAAAAAGACAUUUCAAGUCACUUGUGAAGUUGCAAGUUUUCAGAUCCAGAAAAUGUAGUUGAUCUUGUUUUGUCGCGUGCCAGCAUCUUCGAGACGCCAAAAGAUAUCGAUGAUUUUACAAAUUGCCCUUCUCACAGAUCAAAUCUCGGUGUUGGGUGGAAUCGUGGUUCCAAAAGCAGAUCCAGGGUGCCAAAAGAAAUGUCCGGCCAUGGUAAAGGUAGGGUUAAGUCGAUUCCAAAAGCUGAUAGGGGAAUUGGCAAGCGUGUAUUACAGAUAGUACUCAAGAUGUCUGGAAAAUUCGUACAAUCUGGCUUCGGUAAGUAGGCUACUUUCCACCGUCAGCAAAAUUAUGCGUGACGUCAGACUAAGUUUCGAUUGAGAAUUGGUCAAAAGGCUACCAAAAAUUCAGACAGAGGCGGAGUUUUCUGAACUAAUGUCUGAACACUUUGUUGGCUUUCCGCCGUCUAGGGGGACGCGUAAUUGUGUACACGGUGGUAAAGGGCCCUUCCGCACUAGCAACUAGACGCUGACAAAACUUGUUUCUCUUCGCCAAAAAUCACAUCAGAAUUUGCCCUUGCUAAAUGUCAAGUGUGCUGCACGUAUAAGCACCCCCGGGGGACCCUUUACAUAAGAGGGCGGGGGUGCGCGCCUAGAAUUUCGAAAACGACCGCUAUAAAAUUAUUAGCCUGUAAAAACAAGUGUUUAUGUCCUUUUCUGUCUUUUUCAAUGCUUCCCUCGCUCCCACAGAGGAUUCAUACAAAUGUGAGAGCCGUACCUUUUUUGCAUUGUACAGGUAGAAAAGAUCGUCCAGAAUGAGUGUUUCGUUCUGUAAAGAAAACCCCAAUAAACUCACUUAGAAAUGACUCGUUUCGAAUAAAUUUUACGCUGGUUAUUAUGUAGCAACCGGUUUGAACUCGUUCUUGUACAAAACUCAUUCGGAUAUCAUGUAAAAAGCCCAUAAAAGUUUUUAUUCCUAGAGCAUCACGCAUCUCGCCUGUCUGAAUACUAAAAAUUUCAGUAGCGUUGAAGCAAAAACCCGCUUUUAAUUGCUUCGCUGCCGCUGAAACAUCAAUUUCAAUUCAACGCAAACAAAAAUCUUUGUACAUGGUAAAUAUUCACUUGUGUCGGUAUCAAUUAUUGCGUGACUAGCUUAUGAUAUAAAUGAGGGAGGAGAAAACACAACGCAAAACCUGGGCUCCUGUCAAAAAGUAAUACCCGGGCGUAAUAUAAUAAUCGGAACGGCUAAUAAAAUCAUAAAUAACCAAGGUAAGAGUGUCAUCUUAGACUUUUUUACAAAUUGUAGUGAUUUAUGCCAAUUAACGGUGGCGACAAGUAGGCGCACCAUGUAUAUUUCAUAGUCGCUAUCAAAUAAAUUUUGCCGGACUUUGAGUUCGUCUCAAGAUGGAACAACACAAAUACACAAGGAAAUUUUUACAGUAACUUCAUAACCAUCCUUUGGUCUUUAAAAAGCUUGACGCUCAGUAGAUUUUGUCAUAUCGGUCAUUGUUAAAAGUGUCUUUGUUUUGAUGCUACUUUUCGACAUAGGAAAAGUAUGUCGGACAAAAAUAUUCACCAAAGAAUAAAUAUUACUUUUCCAGCUUCAAUAACGACAGGGGAUUAAGUUUAGAUGAUACAACAAAGGAUUAUGUUCACAGAAAUACCGUAGGUCCAGUACAGUCGUUACAUGAGGUCACACAACUCGGGUAAUAUUCACGGUGAAAAUUUGCAUAUUUGAGCGGUCGAACGAAAAAGUCAUUUCUCGAAAACUAAAAUAUAUUUUCACAAAAAAACUACACCACAAUUAUUAGGACAUAUUGGGCUACAAAAUAUGAAAGUAGGAGAGAAAAAGAAUUUUGGGCGACUUGCCACAAUAUUUCAAAGUUGUUCGAUGGAUGCUGACAUCCUCUCUUAAGUAACCUACAAGAAAAAAGGAACGAACGCAGAGUAAUAACUACAACAAAUUUCAUUCGAGGUGGAACACAGACGAAAACAAUUGAAGAACUGCUAUAAUCUCCCUCUUUAGAGGGUGGGCAUUAAUCAGUAUCAGUUUCAAACCUGAGGCAUCCCACAGCUGCAAAUUUUUACGCGUUUUAAAUAAUUAAACGCUAGUAAGGAAGUCUUAAUGUGUUUAUCAAAGAAAAAUUUUAGUUAUCAUCGUUCGGCGUUUCCUGUUUAGACGAAAUAUUUCUCGUUGCAAGAACAGAUAACCUCAGUACAAGAAAAAGGAAACGAAUAUCGAAUAAUGUCGAUAAAAAAUUUAAGUAGGAGUGGAACACAGACGAAAACAUUUGGAGAACUGCUAUGUUCCCCCUCUUUAGAGGGCGGGCUACAACAAGAAUCAGUUUCUUUCGCAGCAGUCAACAUUUUCCUCUCCAUCACAACAUUUCUUGGGAAUUCUCUUAUUCUUGUUGCCCUUCAUAAAGAAUCAUCCCUUCAUCCGCCGUCCAAACUCUUGUAUCGUUGUCUGGCAACAACUGAUCUGCUGGUUGGUCUUGUUGUUCAGCCUCUCCAUUUUACUUAUUGGAUGUCUGUCGUUCACGAACACUGGAGCCUUUGUUAUUACGCAGGGGAAGCAGCCUACACCACAGGCGCAGCAUUAUGUGGAGUUUCUUUGCUGACGAUGACGGCAAUAAGCGUGGACAGACUUCUCGCCCUUUUGUUGGGGUUGAGAUACAAAGAGAUUGUAACUUUGAAGCGCAUUUAUAUCAUCGUAGCUAGCUUUUGGGUUUUAUGUCCUGUUGCCUCUUUAGGCAUCAUUUUCGAUAAGCGUAUAACCAUUUUGUGUGACUCGAUAUUGAUACCACUUUUACUGCUUAUUUCACUCGCCUCGUACACAAAGAUUUUUUGCACUCUCGGACAUCAUCAGGCACAAGUACAAGAUCAUAUUCAACAACAGCCGAGCCAACCAAAUGCACUGAACAUGGCGCGAUACAGAAAGGCAGUGCACAGCGCACUGUGGGUUCAGUUAGUAUUAGUUGUUUGUUAUACACCAUACUAUAUAGUGGCAAUUGUAGUCACUUAUGGUACAACAUAUUCAUCACAAUUAGUCAUCACAGGGGAAAUGGCAACUAUCCUUGUUUACUUUAACUCGACGUUAAACCCGUUUCUUUACUGCUGGAAGAUAAGUGAAGUGAGGCGAAGAAUGAAGCAGACAAUCAGACAAGCACUUUGCUGUCCAUGCAGUUAG
Molecule: messenger RNA, 11604 nt
Organism: Pocillopora meandrina
Lineage: Eukaryota; Metazoa; Cnidaria; Anthozoa; Scleractinia; Pocilloporidae
Source: the annotation of a GenBank genome assembly